UUUCGCAAACUACACAAACUUUUCCCGCCUUUUUGUUUUUAUCAACACCGCAAAUUCUUCUUCCCAAACACCGAAAAAACCUCUUCAACUCCAAUUUACUCAGCGCAAAUCCCCCAGGCGACUUCGCAAACAAGCAAUGCCUUCUCCGGCCCCACAUCGCACCCCCCGAGCCAACCGUCUCGACGAGGAUGCCCCCACGCCGCGCGCCCGGAGGCAAGCCGGGGGCCAAACUCCCAGAGGCCACCGCACUCCGGCGCGCGAAGACCCGCCAACCCCCUCGCGGACGCCUCGGAGGGGCCAAGCCACGCCGGCCCGGAGCGACACCAUCGAUACGCCAAUGCGGUGGGGCGCAGCCCUAAGGGACGUGGACGGAGACGGCGACAUUCCGGCGUCUCCGGCGCAGAGCAUGCCAGCGUCGAGCCCCGCAGCAGGCUUGAUGAGCGAGAUUGAUUUGAGUUCGCCGUUGAAUUACGGCACGCCGUGCUCGUUGGGCUCGAUCCGCACCCCCAGGUCCGGAAUCAGGGGGACGCCCAUUCGAAUGCGUCCUGACGUGCGGACUGAUCGCAGGAUUCGGCAAGUGAACGUUGGAGAUUUGGAGACAGUGCCAGAGGGUGGGGAGAGUGACGCAGGGCCGCAUUUGGUUAUCUGGGGCACAAAUGUUUCCGUGGCCGAAUGCAAGGAGAAGUUCAAACAGUUUAUUUUGAGGUUUAUUGAUCCGAAUGCUGAACAGGACGAACGGACCGACGAUAUGAACGUCAAUGAGCCGCUGUAUUUUCAGAAGCUGGAUGAGAUUAACACUCUUGAGGAACCGUUUUUGAACGUGAACUGUGCCCACAUUGAGACUUUCGAUGGAAAUUUGUAUAGGCAACUUGUCAGUUAUCCACAGGAAGUGAUACCAACAUUUGAUAUGACGAUCAAUGAGAUGUUUUAUGAGAGGUAUCCGGCUGCGGAACUGGAGCACCAGAUACAAGUGAGGCCUUUUAACGCCGAAAAGACGAAGAAUAUGAGAGCGCUUAAUCCUGAAGAUAUUGAUCAACUGAUUACCAUAAGUGGGAUGGUCAUUCGGACGUCCAACAUUAUGCCAGAAAUGAGAGAAGCUUUCUUUAAGUGUAUAGUGUGUUCUUUUACGACCUCUGUUGAAAUAGAUAGAGGUCGUAUCACGGAACCCACGCUUUGUACCAGCUGUAAUACCAAUCACUGUUUCACUUUAGUGCACAACAGGUCCCAGUUUACUGAUAAGCAGAUGAUAAAACUCCAGGAAUCCCCAGACGACAUGCCUGCUGGACAGACCCCCCACACGGUGGUCCUUUUUGCCCACAACGACCUCGUCGACACAGUCCAAGCCGGUGACCGAGUUACAGUAACCGGUAUAUACAGAGCGCAAGCCCUUCAAGUCAACCCUCGCCAACGCAACCUUCGAGCCGUGUAUAAAACCCAUAUAGACGUUCUCCAUUUCCGCAAAAUCGAUACCAAACGGCUAUACGAAGAAGAGGACGGAAAAGACCAUCGGUUUCCUCCGGAGCGCGUGGAACUUCUACAGCUGCUCUCAGAAAAGGAAGAUAUUUACGACAGAUUAGCGAGAGCCAUAGCCCCCUCAAUUUACGAAAACGAAGACGUAAAGAAAGGGAUUCUUCUGCAGUUGUUCGGGGGGACGAAGAAGACUUUCGUCACGUCGGGCCGGACGAAUUUCCGGUCGGAGAUCAAUAUACUGUUGUGCGGAGAUCCAGGCACGUCGAAGUCGCAGCUGCUGCAGUACGUCUACAAUUUGGUGCCUAGGAGUCAGUACACGUCUGGGAAAGGAUCGUCAGCGGUGGGAUUAACCGCUUACGUGACCAAAGACACCGAAACUAGGCAACUCGUGCUGCAAACCGGAGCGCUAGUUUUAGCUGACAACGGCAUCUGCUGCAUUGAUGAGUUCGAUAAAAUGAACGAUUCUACGAGGAGCGUUCUUCACGAGGUGAUGGAGCAACAGACCCUCAGCAUAGCCAAAGCCGGCAUCAUCUGUCAACUGAACGCACGUACUUCGAUCCUCGCUGCAGCCAAUCCUUCGGAAUCUCAGUGGAACAAAAAUAAAACGAUCAUCGAAAACGUGCAACUGCCGCACACCCUCCUGUCGAGAUUUGAUCUAAUUUUUCUGGUCUUGGAUCCACAAAGCGAGCUUUUUGACCGCCGCCUCGCCUCCCACUUGGUGUCCCUCUAUUACAAAACCCCCCAGCAAGAAGAUGACGAAAUUUUGGACAUGUCAAUCCUUCGCGACUACCUAGCCUACGCCAAAGAACACAUCCAGCCGAAGCUGAGUGAAGAAGCUUCCCAACGGCUCAUCCAAGCUUACGUUGACAUGCGUAAGGUGGGGUCUGGUCGUGGCCAGAUCUCCGCAUAUCCUCGACAGUUGGAAUCGCUGAUUCGGCUGUCGGAGGCGCACGCCAAGGUGCGCUUUUCGCAGACGGUGGAGAUCGUGGACGUGGAGGAGGCUUGGAGGUUGCAUCGGGAAGCUCUGAAACAAUCGGCGACCGAUCCGCUGUCUGGGAAAAUCGACGUGGGGAUUUUGACGACGGGGUUGAGUAGCGCGGCGAGGAAGAGGCGGCUGGAGUUGGCGCAGAGCGUGAGGAAGUUGAUUGAGAGCAAGGGCGGUGUACCCACUAUUAAUUAUCAAAAGCUGAUGGCGGAGAUCAAGGAGGGUUCGAAUGUUAUGGUGACGAGGGAGCAGUUUGAGGAUGCGUUGAAGGAUUUGCAGGAUGAAGGGAUUAUCGUGGUUAUGGGGAAGACUACGAUACGGGUGUGCAAGAACAGAGAUUGAGGAGUGGUGAUUGGGGUUACGAUGUUGUUUUAAGGAGUGUAUUUGUACUGCAUUUUAUUGAAUAAAGUAGUUUUUUUGACCAUA
Molecule: messenger RNA, 2881 nt
Organism: Zophobas morio
Lineage: Eukaryota; Metazoa; Arthropoda; Insecta; Coleoptera; Tenebrionidae
Gene: dpa
Product: DNA replication licensing factor MCM4
Exons: 12
Coding region: 137-2797 (886 amino acids)
Biological process (GO): DNA replication; DNA strand elongation involved in DNA replication; mitotic DNA replication initiation
Cellular component (GO): MCM complex; nucleus
Molecular function (GO): ATP hydrolysis activity; ATP binding; single-stranded DNA helicase activity
Source: RefSeq, a predicted model, not a curated record